Paramecium primaurelia is the source of this 549-nucleotide messenger RNA. The record is from the annotation of a GenBank genome assembly. NCBI's taxonomy places the organism in Eukaryota, Ciliophora, Oligohymenophorea, Peniculida, Parameciidae.
AUGGCUAGCAUAUAUGAAAUAUGUAAAUAAGCACUUGAUUAACAAAAAAAACAACAAAAUGGUGAAUUAUUAGAGUUUAAUCUUGAAGAUGUUGAGAUUGUGAGAUUGGAUGAAUUGACCUCUGAACUACUUGAAUCUCAAUAUCAGCUAGAAACUUUAAUCUUUACCAAUUGUUCCUUAAAGACACUUGAGGGAUUUCCUAGAUUACGUAAUUUAAAGUAUUUGUUUUUGGAAACAAAUUAAUUAGAUAAAGAGGCAAUUAAAUUUGUUGCCAGCACAUAUCCAAAAUUAUUCUUAUUAAGCUUUCAUGAAAAUCAAAUUAAAACAUUUGAUGUAUCUUAUUAUAAAUAUUAUUAUUAGGAAUUGGAGCCAAUCAAGAAAAUGAGGGUUUUAAAAUAAUUAGAUUUUUCUCAAAAUCCUAUUGAAAAAGAAGAAGGAUAUUUCUAAAGGGUUUUUGAUUUACUACCUAAAUUGAUAGUAUUAGAUAAUAAAGAUAAAAAUGGAAAUGAUAUGGUAUAUAGUGAUAAUGAAGAUGGUGAUUCAUGACAG